This is a messenger RNA of Oncorhynchus gorbuscha (pink salmon), 974 nucleotides long. RefSeq names its product PDZ domain-containing protein 2-like. The record is from RefSeq and is a predicted model, not a curated record. Gene Ontology annotation, molecular function: protein binding. Bases 56 to 601 code for a protein of 181 amino acids. The transcript has 3 exons. Lineage: Eukaryota; Metazoa; Chordata; Actinopteri; Salmoniformes; Salmonidae.
AGUGGAGUCUCCAUGGCGACUGGCCCAGCCGUCUAUUAUAUCCAACAUAGUCCUCAUGAAAGGACAGGGAAAGGGACUGGGGUUCAGCAUCGUCGGAGGUCAGGACUCUGCCCGAGGAAGGAUGGGGAUCUUUGUCAAGACUAUCUUCCCUAACGGAGCAGCGAUCGCAGACGGACGACUGAAAGAGGGAGAUGAGAUUCUGGAGGUGAAUGGAGACUCUCUCCAGGGCCUGACCCACCAGCAGGCCAUCCAGACCUUCAAGCAACUGAAAAAGGGUGUGGUGACUCUAACAGUACGGACACGUCUCCGAAGCCCCAGCCUGACGCCAUGCCCCACCCCCACCCUUCUCAGCCGCUCCUCCUCCCCGAACUCCAACGCCAGCGGGGGCAACCCCACCCCAGUACCCACCACCUUCGCCGAACCCCCCGAAGCCCGCAAGGGACCCCCAGGUCCUGGCCCCAAAGACCGCAUCAUCAUGGAGGUUACACUCAACAAAGGUACCAGAGAAAGUAGGGUUGAACGGAGUGGGGUAUCUUUCACUUUAGCUGUUUAUCUCAGUUCAGUCGGUGUGUUAGAUUGGGCUUUUGUUGAUUUGAGAUGACAUUAGUUUAGUAAGAUAUUAAAUACUCCGUUAGAUCUAUUCUUUACUAUUCUGACUGUCUAAACUAUUCCAAGUGGCAAUGGUAAAGAGUGGUGUCAGGAGAUGCUAUGGGCCGACAGUAUAGUAGCCACACUCCAAAAUCCUCUCACCAACUCACUGUCCUGCCAGGGUUCAAACCUGUCCUGCCAGGGUAAGAACCUGUCCUACCAGGGUCAAAACCUGUCCUGCCAUGGUUCAAACCUGUCCUGCCAGGGUAAGAACCUGUUAGUCUUGGAACACAGCAGAUAACAUUUGAUAAAUAAGAGUGUGUCCUACCAGGGUUAACACCUGCCCUGCCAGGUUCAAAACCUGGCCUACCAGGGUCCAAACCUGU